Messenger RNA from Drosophila sechellia, 4455 nucleotides. RefSeq names its product mitochondrial RNA polymerase (gene PolrMT). The record is from RefSeq and is a predicted model, not a curated record. Lineage: Eukaryota; Metazoa; Arthropoda; Insecta; Diptera; Drosophilidae. The coding region runs from base 157 to 4251 and encodes 1364 amino acids. Gene Ontology annotation, molecular function: protein binding; DNA-directed RNA polymerase activity; mitochondrial promoter sequence-specific DNA binding. Gene Ontology annotation, biological process: mitochondrial transcription. The transcript has 8 exons. Gene Ontology annotation, cellular component: mitochondrial DNA-directed RNA polymerase complex.
UGCUUGCGCCGCCACACGUGAAGUGCGGGAAUAAACAACCAAUUGGUCGGAAUCGGUGUGUAAUUAUGCAACAAAUGCUGUGUGAAAACUGCCAAAAUCUGCGUUAAUUUGCCGUCGCUUGCGUGGAACGUGUGCCUCUAGCUGCAGUUCAUCGGAAUGUAUCGCUUGCUGACUGCAAAUCGGGCGGCGGCCGUGCAAAAAGCACUGCGAGUGCCACCCACUGCUCACCCAACAACAACAACAGUGUGCUGCGGCUGCGGAAUUGCGCCUUCAAAUUUCGUGCAUUAUCAGCAGUAUUAUCAAAUGCUCUACCGCCAAAUGCCGGCAGGGGCAAUUACAGCAACAACAAUGACGACAACCACUCGCACACAAACAACAACACCCACACAAACAGAUGCAGCGGCCCAGGUGAAAAAGAAGCGAUUGCGCAAGCCACGCUACGCCAAAUACGUGGAGCUCCUCGAGGUCACCGAACAAGCCAUCAGCGAACGAAGGUCGCGGGUGAAGCGGCUGAAGUCCAAGAAGCUGGCCGACUUCAUACAUAAGGCUCAGCAGCAAAUCCUGGAGCGGCGCGCAAGCGAAGAUCGCAAGGAUAAGAAAACCAAAGGCGUACUCGACCUGGCGCAGCGUCAGCCUGUGGAGUAUCAGAAAAUCGAUAUGCAGGCGUUGGAUGGAUCUAUUCUAGAGUCUGGAAUAUACGACGAUCGGCCUAUGCUCUUCUUUGGCAAGGAUGAGUACACCAAACAAGUGAUAGCGAACCCCGAGGAGGUGCAAAACAUCCUCAAAAGCUUCCACAACUUUAAGGACAUCAUCGAGAGCAUGGAAAAUGAUCAGCACGAAGCGGAUUUUGGUCUGAGCACCACAAAAAUGCUUCCUGAAGAACACGAAACCCUGGAUCCGUUCGAGGCCAUUGAGCCGUACAUCAGUCCCCUGGACAAGAGCAAACGUUCAGCAACUGCUGUGGCCGUGCCCAACUCCAGUGCAGUCACAACCAAGUCGAAGAAACGUUUCAAGUCAAAGGUUCACGUGAACGAGGAGCAAGAGCGUCUGGCCAAGCAGCGGGCACUGCACAUGAACCUGAUCACAUAUCUCAAUGUGUGUGUCUCGGCCAACAUGCUGAAUCGCGCCCUGUCCACCAUCAUUGCCUAUCGCGGCAAGGUGAGGAAGAGUUCUUUGCCGCACAUGUCCGAAGGCCUCAUCACCAUCGACCUGUACAACAUCCUUCUGCACGGCUAUGCGGGCAAGGGAUCCUUCGAUCGAUCCCAGGAGGUGUUCAAGCUCAUCGAAGAGGACGGACUGUCGUUCAACGAGCAAACGUACGCAGCCAUCUUCGAGUGCUUGGGUCGCCUGGAACCGGACGAGAAGAACCACCAAUUCAUAUCCGAAUACGUUUCCCAAGCCGAAAAGGAAGGAUUCAGUUUGAAUCAAAUUAUAGACAAGUCAAAGUUUGUUGCUGACCAGCGGGACAUUGCUUUGGAUGCGAUAAGACGGCUUCGACCGGACUUUAAGCCGGUCUAUGUGCCACCGCAACUCGGAUACGACAACGAACUGCUGGAUCACCUCAACGAGCACAUAAUACCUGUUGGAGCUAAGGAAGAACCGGGAAAAGCUGACUACGCCAUAAUGAACUCCAAGCGAGGCUAUACCACGGCUCAAUUGGAGCAGCUAGCUCGGGAGCAACUGAGAAUUGAGUUGGACGGCAGCAUUACCAUCAAGUCCAUCGAGAAAUCCAAGGAGUUCGCCAACUCCGAGAAAUGCCGCGAACGUCUGAGGGAACUGGAGGACACGUGGCGCAAACAAAUUUUGGCAGCCAUUGUGCGCGAUCUCAACACGCUGCGUGCUCAAGUGCGCUUCAAGCCACACGGCUUCAUGAACUACUACACGUAUCUAAAGACCCUCGACGCCUCGCACUUUGCAGACAUCCUGAUUAAGGAGCUCUACAAGCUGGCCGAGGGCUCAGAGACCUUCAGUCCAACAGUGGGUCAGCUGUACAAAGAGCUCGGGCAGAAGGUGCAGCAACGAUAUCAAAUUGAGCAGAAGAAACACAACGGCACGCUGGAGAAGAUCGGCGAGAUAUACAGCUCGUAUUGUGAGCUGUGGGACAGCGGAAUGUCGCAGGAUAACACGCGUCAGGCUUGGCAGCGUCUCGUGCACGAGCAGCGGGAGAGUGGACCCAGCAUGGAUCUGCCGGAGGUGCCGUGGCCGUCGAAUGUCCUAACAGGCGUGGGUCGAUUUUUGUACAACAUUCUGAUGCGGGACAUCAAGAUCGACGCCCAUAUAAUGAGACAGAAGAGCAAAAGCAAAGCGGCCGCUCAGCCACAAAAUCUGUUGCCCGCCUUUUACACUCUUUUCCGGAAUCAAGGACGCUUUGUUAAAGAGGAAGUCAAGCCGCAUCCGGUGCUCUCGAGAUUAUUCCGAGCGUCCCGCCAACAGACGCUCACGUUCGACUCCAACCUGGUGCCCAUGCUGUGUCCCCCGCAACCGUGGAGCACUCCGCACAAUGGUGGCUACCUGCUGAACAAGUCGGAGCUCAUUCGCCUGCCUCACCAAGCCAUCCAGCAGUGGGACCGCAUUAUGGCUUCCAACCCGCAGCACCUUUAUCCCGGCCUAGAUUCUCUGAAUCAGUUGGCCAGUGUGCCUUGGCGGGUGAACACCCAGUUGUUGGAUGUGAUUAUAAAGGUGUUCCAGAACGGAGGCGAUGCGAAAUUGGACGUUCCUCAGCCACCCAGUUCCCUGCCGCCGCUUCCCACGUUGCCAGCUAAGGACGCGGAAGGCAAUGCCACCUCCAGUGCGGAUCGAGCUAAGCAGUUCCGGGACAAGCUCGGACAUCGAAGAAAGCAGGCCGAGAUGUACAGCUUGUGGUGCGAUGCUCUCUAUAGGUUGUCGCUGGCACAGCAUUACCGUGACAAAGUCUUCUGGCUGCCACACAACAUGGACUUCCGUGGACGUGUCUAUCCCGUGCCGCCGCAUCUCAAUCACCUGGGUUCGGACCUGGCUCGUUCGAUGCUCAUCUUCGAUCAGGCGCAGCCUCUGGGAGUCGAUGGAUUCAGUUGGCUUAAGCUGCACUGCAUCAAUCUGACUGGUCUGAAGAAGCGGGACUCGGUGAGGGAGCGUCUUUUGUACGCGGAAGAGAUCAUGCCAGAUAUCCUGGACUCUGCGGACAAUCCACUCACAGGGCGUAUGUGGUGGUCCAAAUCGGAUGAGCCAUGGCAAACGCUGGCGUGCUGCAUGGAAAUAGCCAAUGUGCAUCGCUGUCCCGAUCCCGCUGCCUACCUUAGUCGCUUUCCCAUUCACCAAGACGGUUCCUGCAAUGGAUUGCAGCAUUACGCUGCCUUGGGCAGAGAUGAAGCUGGUGCUCGCAGUGUCAACCUGGCACCGUCGGCCAUUCCGCAGGACGUUUACAGUGCGGUAGCCGCUUUGGUGGAGAAGAGCAGGAAGGCGGAUGCCCAGAACGGUCUCCAUGUCGCGGAAGCACUGGCCGGAUUCGUUCGCCGCAAGGUGAUCAAGCAAACAGUGAUGACAACGGUCUACGGAGUGACUCGCUACGGAGCCAGACUGCAGAUAGCGCGCCAGCUAAAAGACAUCGACGACUUCCCCAAGGACUGGGUGUGGCCUGCGUCCACAUACUUGACCACUAAGACGUUCGAAAGCCUGCGGGAAAUGUUCACGUCCACGAGAGAAAUUCAGGAUUGGUUCACGGAGUGCGCCCGCCUGAUUUCCGGCGUGUGCAGCCAGAACGUGGAGUGGGUCACGCCACUCGGCCUGCCGGUGGUGCAGCCCUACAACCGCCAGGAGAUGAAGCACUCGCCUCGCAGCGGCUUCAAGGUCUCCGCCAACAUGCCCAUGGACAUGUACGAGCGGCCAAACAUCCUCAAGCAGAAGAACGCCUUCCCGCCGAACUUCAUCCACUCGCUGGACUCCUCGCACAUGAUGCUCACCUCGCUGCACUGCGAGCGCCACGGCAUCACGUUCGUUUCGGUGCACGACUGCUUCUGGACGCACGCCAACAGCGUGCCCGAGCUCAACCGGAUGUGCCGGGAGCAGUUCGUGGCCCUGCACUCGCAGCCCAUUUUGGAGCAGCUCUCCGAGUUCAUGCGACACACCUACAGCUUUAAGGACAGCGACUUCAUCAACGAUGGUUCCGUGGAGGAUCUGUCCAAGCGCCAGCUGAACCGCACUCUAAAGCAGCUGCCCCAGAAGGGAGACUUUGACCUGCGCAACGUGCUCGACUCAGUGUACUUCUUCAGCUAGAUGCGACUUAAACGACAGUGCCUAGGCUUAAUCGUAGUCAUUAGUUUUAGUUAGCAUACCAGUUAAAUUUGUUGAACAAUUCGGCUUUCUAUACCAAAAACACGAAGGAAGACAGAAGCUACACGAGGCGACAAGUGGAUCGACGCCAGAUGUGAUUUUGUAACGAUAAAUUGAUUAAAUUGAUUAAAAAACGCUUUAAAAGGA